UCUACGCGCCACCAUCCCCACAGAAGAAAACAAGCUUCCGUUACUUGCCAUGUUUUACUGUUCAGCUUCCUCUCCAAACUCCAAACUCCUAAUUCCUUUCCUUCUGUGUACUACUCUUCAUUUUCCUUCUCAUCUAACCUUCUUCACCGUGUUGUUCUCUUAAUCCAUUCUCUCCGGUUCGAUAGACGGUUGUUUUUGCACUGAACUGCAGAAACUCGCCUUGCCGCCAUGGAGAACACUGCCACGGACGGUGAGCAGUUCACUUGGCUUCACGGUGACCUAGACUUGCACAUAAAAGAAGCACGAUGGUUACCGAACAUGGAUGUAGUUACACAGCAUCUUCGCCGCUGCUGCGCUGUCUGUGAAAACUGUGCUGCUCCGAGCUCGAGAUCUGACGCGGGUGACGAAGGCGGAGGAGAGAGAGACCGGAGAGUGAAGAACCACAGGAAGACUAUCAUCACCAGUGAUCCAUACGUCACCGUCUGCGUUCCUCAGGCUACUUUGGCUCGUACUCGUGUAAUUAAGAACGCGCGGUGCCCUAGGUGGGAUGAAUACUUCAAAAUUCCUUUGGCUCACCCUGUGGUUAACCUCGAGUUCCAUGUCAAGGACAACGACUUGUUCGGCGCCGAAUUAAUUGGAAUGGUUAAAAUAUCAGCACAAAAGAUCGCCACCGGUGAGGCCAUCGACGGAUGGUUCUCAAUUAUUGGUCCUUCUGGCAAGCCGCCAAAGCCGGACUCGGCGCUCCAUAUCCAGAUGAAGUUUAUCUCGUGCGAGAAGAAUCCCCUGUAUCGCCACGGCAUUGCCGGAGAUCCUGCCCACCAAGGUGUGAGAAACACUUACUUCCCGCUGAGGAAAGGGAGCAGCGUUAUACUCUACCAAGACGCACAUGUGCCCGACGGCAUGCUUCCUGAGAUUGAAUUGGAUGGUGGAAAGUUUUAUAAGCAAGAGAAGUGUUGGGAAGACAUUUGUUAUGCCAUAUCGGAGGCUCAUCAUAUGGUGUAUAUUGUGGGCUGGUCAGUUUUCUACAAGAUAAAGUUGGUCAGAGAGCCAACCCGGCCAUUGCCACGAGGUGGGGAUUUGACGCUUGGUGAGUUGUUGAAAUACAAAAGUCAAGAAGGGGUGAGGGUUCUGCUGUUGAUUUGGGAUGAUAAGACCUCCCACGACAAGUUUGGCAUUAAAACGGGAGGACUAAUGCAGACUCAUGAUGAAGAAACACGGAAAUUUUUCAAGCAUUCAUCUGUUACUUGCGUGCUGGCACCUCGAUAUGCCAGUAGUAAGCUUGGCUACUUGAAGCAGAAGGUCGUUGGCUCCAUGUUUACACACCACCAAAAAUGUGUACUUGUGGACACACAAGCAUAUGGUAAUAAUAGAAAGAUAACUGCUUUCUUAGGAGGUCUUGAUCUUUGUGAUGGUCGAUAUGAUACACCUGAGCAUAGACUAUUCCGUGACCUUGACACUGUAUUUAAGGAUGACUUCCACCAACCCACAUUUCCUGCUGGAACAAAAGCACCGCGUCAACCAUGGCAUGACUUGCACAGCAGAAUUGAUGGACCUGCUGCAUAUGAUGUUCUCAUGAACUUUGAACAGCGUUGGAAGAAAGCAACAAAGUGGACUGAGCUUGGACUACGAUUCAAAAGCGUAUCUCACUGGCAUGAUGAUGCUUUGAUAAAGAUUGAACGCAUCUCAUGGAUUUUGAGUCCUGCUUCGACGGUGAAGGAUGGUGUUACAAUAGUUCCAGAGGAUGAUCCCAAAUUGUGGGUUUCUAGUGAAGAGAAUCCAGAAAAUUGGCAUGUUCAGAUUUUUCGAUCUAUUGACUCGGGAUCAUUGAAAGGAUUUCCAAAAAAUGUUGAUGCGGCCAGGGCCCAGAACCUUAUCUGUUCAAAAAGUCUUGUUAUAGAUAAAAGCAUUCAAACGGCAUACAUCCAGGCGAUCAGAUCUGCCCAGCAUUUCAUAUAUAUUGAGAAUCAGUAUUUUCUUGGAUCAUCAUAUGCAUGGCCAUCGUACAAAAAUGCAGGAGCUGAUAAUCUAAUUCCUAUGGAGUUGGCAUUGAAGAUUGCAAGCAAAAUCAGAGCUAAUGAGAGAUUUGCAGUGUAUGUUAUUGUGCCUAUGUGGCCUGAGGGCGACCCAAAAUCCAACACAAUGCAGGAAAUUCUCUAUUGGCAGUCUCAGACAAUGCAAAUGAUGUAUGAUGUUGUGGCAUGGGAACUGAAAUCCAUGCAACUUUUGGAUUCACAUCCUCAAGAUUACCUUAAUUUCUAUUGCGUUGGUAAACGGGAAGAAAUUCCCAAAGAAAUGUCAGCAAACAAUGGGGAGAAGGUCUCUGAUUCUUUCAAAAACCAACGAUUCAUGAUUUAUGUUCAUGCCAAGGGAAUGGUAGUUGACGAUGAAUAUGUAAUUGUUGGAUCUGCCAAUAUUAAUCAAAGAUCCAUGGCUGGUACAAAAGACACAGAGAUAGCUAUGGGUUCAUAUCAACCCCAUCACACAUGGUCUGAGAGGAAGAAACAUCCACGUGGUCAGAUCUAUGGGUUUAGGAUGUCACUUUGGUCAGAGCAACUUGGUUCAGUAGAUGAAUGCUUCAUAGAGCCAGAGAGUUUGAAAUGCGUGAAGACAGUAAACGAGAUUGCUGAAGAAAACUGGAAGAGUUAUGCAGAUCCGAAUUUCAGACUAUUGCAGGGACACCUUCUUAAGUAUCCUAUACAGGUCGAUGCCGAUGGGAAGGUUGGCCCCUUGCCUGGAUAUGAGGAAUUCCCAGAUACUGGGGGUAAAGUUCUUGGAGCUCAUUACAUGGCAAUUCCUGAUGUCUUGACUACGUAAGAUUUCAUUUCGACUAUCAUUUCAUAUGAAGUAAAUAAGAAGGAAAGCAAGAUGUUUAUGAGCCCGUUAGAGUAUCAGAUUAUGCUUUCUAUUUUCCUUCUCAAUUCGUUGAUUGAAUGGGUCUUUGUAAAUAUGUGUUGUAUUGUAUGCGCGAGUGUGCAAGCAAUGUGAAAAAUAAGAAGGCUGGAUGUGAAUAUUUGCUGAUAUGAAUGUUUCAUCUUUUGGUCAAUAAAUUUGGUCCCGUGUGGUCUCCCUGCAA
This is a messenger RNA of Tripterygium wilfordii, 3073 nucleotides long. Its product is annotated as phospholipase D delta-like. The coding region runs from base 229 to 2814 and encodes 861 amino acids. NCBI's taxonomy places the organism in Eukaryota, Viridiplantae, Streptophyta, Magnoliopsida, Celastrales, Celastraceae. Gene Ontology annotation, biological process: phospholipid catabolic process; phosphatidylcholine metabolic process. Gene Ontology annotation, molecular function: calcium ion binding; D-type glycerophospholipase activity. The transcript is spliced from 10 exons. Gene Ontology annotation, cellular component: plasma membrane. The record is from RefSeq and is a predicted model, not a curated record.